CUAUUCAUUCCUCCCCCUUUUACCCGUGACUCGCGCAGCGCGUCCCCCCGUUACCUUCUCAGCGACGCCACAGAGACACUUUGCCUUCUACCAACGAACACACAGAAGGACAACAACAACAAAAAAAAGAGACAAAGAAACACCCACUAUUUCCUUCGCACAUUCACAGCGAGGACCGAAUAACUGAGAUAAAUCCUCGACUGCGACACGAGCGAGAGGCUGAACAUCCGCCCGCUCCUCCAUCCGGGGGCGAUCCACCCAGAAGCUUUCCCCCCCUCUCCACCAAAGGGCCGACAUGAAAACUAAAUUCAUCAACGGGGUUUCGUCCUCGCCCUCGCUGUCGCUGGACAUCCUGGUGACCGAGAACGCGCUGCAGGUCCAGCCCGCCACCGAGGAGGACUGCGGCGGGGAGCCGGACGGGGCCGACCGGCCCGACCCGGACGCCCGCCGCCAGGCGCAUCUGUGGUGCCGGGAGUUCCUGCACGGCGCGUGGAAGAGCGUGGCCGAGGACGAGUUCCGCAUCGCCGUCAUAAGGGGCGGUCUGAGCAACAAGCUCUUCCUGUGCAGCCUCCCCGACGGCCUGGACACUGUCGGGGACGAGCCCCGGAGCGUCCUGCUGCGCCUCUACGGGGCCAUCCUGCAGAUGUCCUGUAACAAAGGGGAUUCUCGACAGUCAAACAAAGAAAAUCUCUUCCAGGGCGCGGAGGCCAUGGUGCUGGAGAGCGUGAUGUUCGCCAUUUUGGCGGAGAGGGAGCUGGGGCCCAAACUCUACGGCAUCUUCCCCCAGGGCCGCCUGGAGCAGUACGUCCCUAGUCGCAAGCUGGACACGCGUGAGCUCGCCGACGCCGGCAUCUCCGCCGAGGUCGCCGAGAAGAUGGCCCAGUUUCACGCCAUGAGGAUGCCCUUCAACAAGGAGCCCAAGUGGCUCUUUGGGACUAUGGACAAGUACCUGAGCCAGGUCAUGAGGCUGAAGUUCACCAGAGAGUCUCAGCUGCGCCGCUUCAACCGCCUGCUGGGCUACGACCUGCCGAAGGAGAUGGAAAUGCUCAAGUCUCUUCUGGAGUCCACGCGCUCUCCCGUUGUCUUCUGCCACAACGACUGUCAAGAAGGAAACGUGCUGCUGCUGAAGCGCGGCCGGAGCUCCGACAAGCAGAAGCUCAUGCUGAUCGACUUUGAGUACAGCAGCUACAACUACAGGGGAUUCGACAUCGGCAACCACUUCUGCGAGUGGAUGUACGACUACAGCUGCGAGGAGAGCCCCUUCUUCAAAGUGGACGCUCAGGCGUACCCCUCGAAGGCCCAGCAGCUGCACUUCAUCCGGAGCUACCUGCGCGAGUCCCACCGGGGGUUCGGCGGCCUGAGCGAGGGGGAGCAGCUGGAGCUGAUGGAGCAGCUGCACGUGGAGGUCAACAGGUUCUCCCUGGCGUCACACUUCUUCUGGGGCUUGUGGUCCACCAUCCAGGCUCGGCUGUCCACCAUCAAGUUUGGGUACCUGGAGUAUGCCCAGGCCAGAUUUGACGCCUACUUCCAGCAGAAGAAGAUCUGGGCGGUGUAAUGGAGCCGCGCCGUUGGACGGGACCUGAACAUGCAAGACCGAGAGAGACUCCACCCUCUGCGCUUUCCUCCUGCAGGGGGGGGGGGGGGGGGUCUGCUGGCUACUGUUGGUGUGUUGACCAAAUGCCAAAACUUGAUCACGCGGUGCUUAAAAGGUACACCCCUUACCCUAAAAAAAAAGAAGACCAUUGCCGUUCGAAGUUUACACUGCUCCUCCCCCUCCCCUGAAAAACAAACACAAAAUACAAAAACCCCCCCUAACCUGUACUAACCUCCAUCGCUGCCCUCCGCUUCUGCCUGGGUGGGACCAUAUCACUAACACAAGGGUUGCUCGGGGAGGAGCUGCAGCUGGAUUGGAAGUGUUGACAUUGCAUCAAUGUGUCUGUAUUGCUCAUUCCCAUUGUGGAAACGCUCGGUUGGAAAUAACCAAAAUGUGAACCGCUCUUGCUAGAUUGCUGCUCGCGAAAAGCGGUCAGUCGCUGGAUAUGUAUAUUAUAUAUAGACCUCGACGUGCCGGUAACCGGGCGCUGUCUCCUACUGUUUACUGGUGUGAUCGUGAAAUUGAUCGACAGGUCGGAGUGAUAUCUACACUUGUAGAUAUUAGAAGCUUUCUUCUUGUCAGAUUUUCUUUUCUUUUUUUUGCAAUCGUCGUAUUUGGGAUUUCCUUCAGACCAAAUCCGAUUAUGUGGUAUUUCCAAGUAUGAGAAGAGGUUCCUUUUAGUUGGGGGGGGGGCUGGUUAAACGUUAAAACAUCGGGUAUCUUCACUGCUUUUAGGUCUGGUUCUUGGUGGCUUCCCAACUAAUAAUUCUGUGACUCUCUAUCAACCCGUUUGGAUUUCUGCUGACUCGCUGUGUAGUUUACACAUUAGGUAUUGACAUCAGCACUUCUUAUUUAGCCAAAAAGACAUUCCAACCACGCUUCAUAAGCCUGGGAAAUCGUUGCUUAGCAGCCAGGUAACCCUACGGCUUUUUUUUUAACUUACUUUUACAUUCUUAUUAUACUAUAUUUCAUUGUUGCACUGAAGGAAACAUGUGAAACCGUGGUAAUGUUUUCUUUGGUGUUACUGGGCUAUUUGGCACAAGUGCCUACUGCUAUUGUCGUAGUGAGUUGCUCGCUUAGACAAAAUGUGCAAUUUUACUUUGUUAAAGAGAAAUUGUUGGGAGAGCUGAGUCCAAUCAAACCUUUUCAGUUAGACACAUACACUCAUUUUAUGGCCACUGUCUGGAUGCACCUGUAACAAAGGGAAGAAGUGUGCACUCUGUGUCCUCACGUCGCGUUUCUCUGCUGGGCGAACUGUCCCAUGUCCAGGCACUACGUGUUCAAGCACAUCAAAACGUCUCUUUUAAGGGACACCCACACGUUGUUAUUGAGCAAAACAUCCUACAAUAUUAAGUAGCAGUGUGUCCUUAAACAAUACAAUCGUCCUGCACUCAUUUCCACUUUUGGGUUUGGCCGCUUUGGCGCGUGACGCGUUCGUUUCCAAAUUUCUGUUGGUUUGGAUUCACGGACGCAUCCCCCAUCACGCGUCUCAAACGGACGGAUUCGCGACACCUUAAGAGCUUUGAUUUGAGUUCGCCGUCGUCGUCGCUCGGCGCCAUCUGUCACGAUUAGCAUUCCUCUUUCCACCCUGAUGGAUAACAGCGGCAAUGAGCUAGCCGCCUAGCUAGCCACUACAGUAGCAGUAUAUAACAGAUUUCACCAGAAAUGCUAAUAGUAGCAGCAAACUGUUCCAUGCUACAACCACAUGUUUUGCAUUUUAUAUAUUGCACCUCGUGAAGAAAACCAGACUAAACAGCCCACUGGGCAUCGAGGUUUGACCGGCUGUCGCUAGUCAGCUAAUUUUCAUUGUUUCCAGAUCAAUCUUUUUAGCCUCUAUAAAAAAAAAAGUAUAUUUUAAAUAUGCACUUUACCACUUCAAACAUUGCGUUCGAUUUGCAUUUUAUUUGCUCAAAAAAGCCCCCAGCGUGUAAAAGGUCUUGUUUGGCUACUUAGCUCACAUACUUGUUUGUAUCCCCCCCAAAGAUGAAAGCUCUCCUGGUGCGCUUAGCAACCAUGACACUUCCAUUGGGCCACGUUGCCGGGUCACAGUUUGAACAUCCAACAAAGACCAGGACAGAGCUGCUACCGUUUAAAACUCUUAAUAUUACCCCAAUACUACGCGGCCUGUGUGCUAGCAGUGAACACGCUCUUGUUUCUGAUUGGACAAUCACUGUUUGGGUUUCGGAUCCAGCAAGUCAAUUGAAAAACAACAUAUUUGCUUUAGGUAGUUUUUAAGUAAUACUGCAUGGAAAUAUCACCGUCGAUGCUCGUUUUCCACAAAGUGUUGGAUUGGAUAUUUCAUGCAGACCUGAGCACUGGCAUUUAGUGUGGAAGCAACCAAGUGACCUUUGUUAACUAAACCGAACCCAACACUAGUCGCGCUGUUACAGGAACCAUCCCGAAGUGUUAGAAUGUCUACUGAGGCACUUUUGAUCGGAAUACAUUUACUUUAGUGUUUUCACGUGUGAAACAUUUGAAGGUUGUGGAACUGUGACUCUUAGUUUAAUUUUACAUGCAAGUGAAUUUAUUGUAUUUUUCAUUGUGAUGUUUCUUUGGAUUUACUGUAUAGUUAGAUUUUAUUUUGCGACUCCGCGUGUCGUGGAUUAUACUCAUGGUGUACUCAAAAAGAGUUACGGCUGCAUUUCCUUCUCUAGCAAUAGUCUAAUUUAGUAUCUGUUAUUUUUUACCAUUCAGUGUCUCUUUCUUCUACCGAACUUAACACUAAGUUUUGGUUUUUAAUCUAUUAAAUAUAUUUGUCCUGACUUCACUCUCGUUUUCGUCCCUUUACAUGAUUUCCACGAUUUAGUUAUAUCAAAAAUGGCCACUACGAUCUGUACCUUCGAUCAAAAUAACAUUUUGAUUGGUUCCAACUAAAUUGUGGAAAAGUAAAGAACAAACAAACUCGCUUCUGUUUAUACAUGUUAUUAAAUAUAUGUAUCAUUCCCUGACAAAAAUACAGAGGGUCAUGCAAAAAAAAUAUCCAAAUGAAGAAUUUUCAUUCUUAAUGAAUGUACAUAGUGUUAAAAUUAACAAACAUUUUGUUAUGUGAAAGCACCCACAGCUACAGCGUCAUGUGACUCACACUGGUAACCGUUGCUCUCUAUGCAGUUAUACUGAACGCUUACGUACUCAUGGAAACAUAACGGCAAAGCCUUUUGGGUGAAUUGCAGCAGCGUAGAAAAGACUUUGGCUGUAAAUGUACUUUUCUGCUCUGCACCAACAAGAAAUAAAAGAGAAAACAACUCGCU
Molecule: messenger RNA, 4842 nt
Organism: Gasterosteus aculeatus aculeatus (three-spined stickleback)
Lineage: Eukaryota; Metazoa; Chordata; Actinopteri; Perciformes; Gasterosteidae
Product: choline kinase alpha
Biological process (GO): phosphatidylethanolamine biosynthetic process; CDP-choline pathway
Cellular component (GO): cytoplasm
Molecular function (GO): ethanolamine kinase activity; choline kinase activity
Source: RefSeq, a predicted model, not a curated record